Molecule: messenger RNA, 312 nt
Organism: Linum trigynum
Lineage: Eukaryota; Viridiplantae; Streptophyta; Magnoliopsida; Malpighiales; Linaceae
Source: the annotation of a GenBank genome assembly
AUGCCUACGAAUUUACCACAAUACACAGUUGACAUUCCCAGCAUGCAAUCCGUGAUUACUGGAUGUGAUUUGAGCAACAUAACAAUAUUACCUUCUGGAUUCUCCAUACUCCCUGAUGGAAUCGAAUCAAGGCCACAGGCGAUCGCUUCUAUGGAAGAUAAAGGAUCAGAAGGAGGAUCUUUACUCACAAUUGCAUUCCAAAUCCUGACUAGUACAUCUCCAACGGCCAAGCUUUCAGUGGAACCUGUGGAGUCAGCUAAUGCGCUCAUAUCCUGCCAGUUGGGGGACAUGCAGACAAGCUUGGAAUGUUAA